GGCCAGUUGGGGUGCUUAAUGUGAUCAAGGUCUGCCGUGUAACACAAGGGAGGAGUGACUCGAAAUUGGAGAAUUGACAGGACCCCAUUGUGUAAAGCCUUGCAGGCCAGGAUGAAGAGUCUGAAUUUUACUCAAUAUCCACUGAAAAGCUUUUGGAGGGUUUCAUGCCUGACAUGGUGUGUGUUUUAAAAGAUCACUCUGGCUACUAUGUGGAAAAUUUAUUGUGUUGGGGAGCAAGAGAGACAGAUUAAGAGGUGGAGAGUUAACGACAGCUGAGACUCAUAAUGAUAAUAGCGCAAGACAGAAUGGGUAGAUUCAGAUACAUUUUAGAGGUCGAGUUGAUAGCACUUGGUGAUGGAUAACGUGAGGAAGAGGGGAAAGAAUCAAAAUGACUUGAGCAGUUGGGUGGGUCAUGUGACUGUUUACUAAAAUGGGGACAACAGGGAAGAGUAGAUAUUGAUGGAGAUUGUCAGGAGGAAGAAUUUCACUGGGGCCUAUGAAGUUUUAAGUGCCUUUUAGACAUUGAAGUAUAUAUAGAUAGAUGUUAGGUAGAAAGUUGGAGCCUGGAGUUAAGGGGAAAGGUUGGAGCUGGAGAUCAGUAUUUAAAAAUACCCAAGGAGAGUGUGUUACGGUUUUAUGGAUAUGUGCUAUUUUAGUUGUUUCAGUAAUGUUCAACUAUUUAGAAAAAGAAAAGACAUGAUUGAUGUGACUAGGGAAAAAAUUUGAGAUCUAAAGUAUACUUUGGGUGAAAGGAAAAAGAGGAAGAUUUAAAGGAUGGUGAUCUUGAUAAAGCAGGUGUGAUAGAAAAGGAAGAACAAAAAGAAUUGGAAGAUGUUUUAAGAAUUGGAUAUUAAGAUAGUAAUAUUUCAAAAGCAGGAUGGUCUAAUAGUGAAAUGAUUAUGAUUAUUGAGUGAAAUGAGACAGAUCAUUGGCACUAUAGAGAUUAAAAAAUGUGAUGGUAAGAGCGUUGGGUAAAUUGUUCUCGUGAGUGUUGAGGUUGUCAGGAUAAUAGUAAGAAUGGGGUGGAAAAGACAACUCAACAAUGACUGUGAGAUGACAGUGACAAAGAAGAUUCAGCAGCUGGAUGGCAUGAGCUUGAGUGAGUUGUGGGCAGGAGGGGAAGGAUUUGGGAGGAAGGAGAAAAGUAGAUGAGAAAGAAGUUUCCAACAAAACUUGAUUUAGAUCCCUCAGACCCCUGAACUGCACACUUCUAUUCCCUUCUCGCCUUUUCCAGUGCUACCAUCCUCACCUUCCUUCCAGGGCAUUUGUGCAGAUGGUUGUCGGUUAAGCAGGAAUGUGCUUAAUGUUUUAGGAAGCAGUAACAUUCAAGGAUUCCUCUGUGGACUUCACUAGGAGUGGGGUCCCCACACUCGGAGGAAGCUGCGCAGAGCUGUGAUACAGCCACUUGGUCUCUGUGGUUACCCAGUCCCCGUGUGUUUCCCAGAUGCGAUCUCUUAGUAGAACAAGUUGAAGUCUUAUGAUCACAAUAUGAUACCGGCAUGCACAUCCUCAGCUGAUACCCAACCCUCUUUGGUGCAUGCAGGUUCUACUUAUAGGGGACACUUCUGCUGACUGAGCGUGGGAUGGAUGUGCCCCUCCAAGCAGGAGACUUGAAUGAAAAUUCUGUGGAGAACCUUCAGGAGAAAGGACUUAGGGAUCUGUUACAUGAAGAGCUUUCCUGCUGGCUAACUUGGGAAGAGAUGGCCAGCACAAAAACUGGGAAUCAGGAUUAUAUUGUGAACCUUCAAGGGGAAGUGUACAGCCCUGACCUAGAUCUUUCCCCUUGUCAAAAGUGGGAAGAAGCAUCUUCUCACAUUUCCAGAAAUAAGAGCAGUGUGGCGACCCUUCAAAGUGAUGAUUUCAAAAACAUGGAAAAUGAAGAUUAUUUGUCUUUGAAAGUUCAGAGCCAUAGGAACACAGAGGACUCCUCAGUGACAUUCUGUAAGAAUGAACACCAGGAUCCUCAGGAAAGCAAAAAUCUGUUUGUAACUGAAGAAACCACUGAAAGAAAAUUAAUAGGGGGGGAAAGUCCUCCCAUAGACCAUUGUUCAGAGAACCAUCAUAUUAAACUUAUGUCUGAUGUAACAGAACUGGUCUCACCAUUGUUCAGUGAUGAGGCAAUUUGCCAGAAUGGCCAAUCGAAAGAACCCUUAGAUCCCUUUAACUGUAACUACAAAGACUUUUAUGGUUGGAAAUCACGGGUGGUCAGCCAUCAGAGAGCUCAUAUGGAGGAGCAUCCCUGUAACCAUUAUGACUGUGGGAAGACACCUCACACCAGCUCAGUGAGUCAUCCACAAGAGAAAAUCCACACUGUAGAGAAACAACAUCGAUGUAGUCGGUGUGGUAAGGACUUCAGUGAGAGCUCAGAACUACUGCUUCAUCAGAGAGUCCACACAGAAGAAAAGCCCUACAAAUGUGAACAGUGUGGGAAGGGCUUCACGAGAAGCUCAAGUCUCCUCAUCCAUCGAGCAGUCCACACAGAUGAGAAACCUUAUAAGUGUGACAAGUGUGGGAAGGGCUUCACGAGGAGUUCAAGUCUGCUCAUUCAUCAUGCAGUCCAUACAGGCGAGAAACCUUAUAAAUGUGACAAGUGUGGGAAGGGCUUUAGUCAGAGCUCCAAGCUGCAUAUCCACCAGCGAGUGCACACUGGUGAGAAGCCUUAUGAGUGCGGGGAGUGUGGAAUGAGCUUCAGUCAGCGCUCUAACCUGCACAUCCACCAGCGAGUCCACACAGGAGAGAGGCCUUACAAGUGUGGAGAGUGCGGGAAGGGCUUCAGUCAGAGUUCAAACCUUCAUAUUCACCGAUGCAUACACACGGGGGAAAAACCUUACCAAUGCUAUGAGUGUGGGAAGGGCUUCAGCCAGAGCUCGGAUCUCCGCAUCCAUCUCAGAGUCCACACUGGAGAGAAGCCCUAUCACUGUGGCAAGUGCGGGAAGGGCUUCAGCCAGAGCUCCAAACUCCUCAUCCACCAGAGAGUGCACACGGGAGAGAAGCCCUAUGAGUGCAGCAAGUGUGGGAAAGGCUUCAGCCAGAGCUCCAACCUCCACAUUCACCAACGAGUGCACAGGAAAGAUCCCUGUUAGUGAGGUCUUCAGUCACAUGCUUUUCCCCUAAAGACUUAAAUAUGUUUAACAUCACUCGUAUCUUUAUAUUCAGUGCAGGGAAGAGAGAAGAGUUAUUAAGAUAUGCUCCCUCACUGAAAAUCAUUUGUUCAUUCGAAGUAUUUGAAAUAACAAGAACUUUGUUAGACUAUAUAAUGAAUUGAUUGUUUUAGUUCCUUAGUUGGGUAGAGUGAAAACAUCUGUACUCUGUAGUUCAGCCAGUGUUACUAGAACUACAUAUCCUACCCAGCAUUUGUAAUGGCAAGAACUUUAUAUUUAUCCAAGCAGAACAUGUUUCCCUUUUUCACAAUCUCUGAGAAAUGUGAACUCUGGUUUCUCUUCAAAUCAUGUGCCUUGUUUUUCAUAUUUCCUUCCAGCCCUGAGUAGCCCUGUCUAAACUAUGAUUGUUGAUUUUAAGCCAAGGGGUGGUUGGAGAUAUAGUAGACAUGGAAAUUUGUUGUUUUUAUUGCAACAAUGUACAACAGUCUGUGACCACACAAGAAGGUAGAGAACAGCUACUCGUGUGGUACACCUCACAUAUCAUUUUACAGGAUGUUGAACGCCCUCCUCCUCCGAAAGCAACUGCUUAGGAACAUAAGUACUAUAGUUCUUUUUCCUAGAUGCAGCUAGUCUUUUGGGGUUCCUCCAGAUACCACCAUCUCAUAUGACUCUCCCAAACUAAAGCCAAGUAGGUUACCUACAUGGUAUUGAAACAUGUCAAAUGUUUCAUGGUGUUGAAACACUUAAAUGAAUUCAGUUCCUCUCUCAACACUUCCCUCUCAUUUCCUUAAUUUCCUUCACCACCCCUGUUCUAAACUAAAGUUUCAGGAGAGAAAGUUUCUGAUAUUUGUCUCUUCAGGCUUAUGUCUAUGUUAAUAUUUGAAGUACCCCAAAAAAAGUAAUUUGUUUUUGCAGCAUCCCCAGCCUCUUUAGACCUCACUAUAGACAUCCAACUCUAAAAGUACUAUCAUAUAAAAAUAGCUAUAUAAAAAUAUUUAAAUCAUAUUUGGAGAGUAAGUUUGG
Rhinolophus ferrumequinum (greater horseshoe bat) is the source of this 4124-nucleotide messenger RNA. RefSeq names its product zinc finger protein 239 (gene ZNF239). The coding region runs from base 1584 to 3083 and encodes 499 amino acids. The record is from RefSeq and is a predicted model, not a curated record. The transcript is spliced from 4 exons. Lineage: Eukaryota; Metazoa; Chordata; Mammalia; Chiroptera; Rhinolophidae.